Messenger RNA from Malania oleifera, 2575 nucleotides. Its product is annotated as probable leucine-rich repeat receptor-like serine/threonine-protein kinase At3g14840. The record is from RefSeq and is a predicted model, not a curated record. Bases 225 to 1811 code for a protein of 528 amino acids. Gene Ontology annotation, molecular function: protein dimerization activity; protein kinase activity. Gene Ontology annotation, biological process: protein phosphorylation. The transcript is spliced from 14 exons. Lineage: Eukaryota; Viridiplantae; Streptophyta; Magnoliopsida; Santalales; Ximeniaceae.
GUUCUCUCUCUUACAGCAUCUUCCUUAUUUGCUCACACAUCCCUGUCUGACUCUGUCUCUUUCUUUUAUUACCCCAUUAUUAGUUUGUUGGGGAGCUGCAGUCAAGUUGGACGCCAGCAUGACUGUUUCUGUCGCCGGAAAGUAGACUCGGGCACCUUCUGGAGUCAAUUAAAAAGCGAUCUCAUCCAUGAAGCUAUAGCUGCUUCAAUUCCUCAUUCUCCAACAUGUUUGCUUCUUCUUCUUCAUCACCACUACUCGUAUUUCCAAUUUUAAUCAUUUGCUCCGCUGCUUUUGCAUUCGUCGGCGCCACCGCUCGCACCACUCUACUCCCCGAAAGUGAAGUGAAAGCACUGCAGCAAAUAGGGAAGAGUCUGGGGAAGACAGAUUGGAAUUUCAGCGCAGAUCCGUGCGGAGGAGAGUGGGGAUGGAUUUCUCAACGAAAUGAUAGUUUCGAGAAUGCUCUCAACUGCAGUUGGCCAUCCUCCAUUAAUGAUACUGUUCCUCACGUCGUCAGCAUAGUUCUGAAGGGUCAAAGUCUUCCGGGCACUCUUCCAAAAGAAUUGGUGAAGCUACCUUACCUACAACAAAUCGACCUCACACGCAACUACCUUUCCGGCACAAUUCCUCCAGAAUGGGGUUCAUUGCCUCUGGUGAACAUCUCCCUUCUUGGAAACCGAUUAACUGGUUCGAUCCCGAAAGAGAUUGGAAGCAUCAGCACUCUCGAGAGCUUUGUGGUGGAGUUCAAUCAGCUUUCAGGAGUUAUUCCGCGGGAGCUCGGGAACCUUUCCAGCAUAAAAAGAUUGUUUUUGACCUCGAACAAUUUUACUGGGGAGCUGCCUGGGACAUUUGCAAAAUUAACCACAUUGAACGACUUCCGGAUCUCUGAUAAUUAUUUCACAGGAAGCAUACCCAAUUUUAUUCAGAACUGGGCAAAUCUUAGCAGAUUAGUGAUUCAAGCCAGUGGUUUGGAAGGGCCAAUUCCCCCUGGCAUUUCUCUUUUGGAAAAGAUAACAGACUUGAGGAUCAGUGACCUAAAUGGAACAGAAGAAUUGUUUCCACCAUUGAGUAAUGCCAAAAAUUUGAAAAUAUUAGUAUUGAGGAGUUGCAAUAUCAUAGGACCAUUACCUGAGUAUCUUGUAGACAUGGUGGAACUGAAAACCUUGUAUUUUUUGAACCCACAAUUUCUUUAUGUUGCCCCACCCUCUCCUGAAGUUGCUAGAGAAGUCAUGGAUGGAGUUAAAAAAGUGAUAACCAAGUUGGUACCCGAUAUAGAUACUCAAAUUCGGGCUAUUAAUCAAUUGUUGUUAUAUCGAGAUAGGAAGGAGACUUUUGGAACCCCGUUGGCUCAAAGGGCAGUGAAACAAACAAAUCCUGCUGAAUGGUGGAUUCAUUAUGGCUUGUGUGCUCCUGAGCUCCAAAGAAUAGCAAUUAGAGUUCUUAGCCAGACCACAUCAGCUUCGAACUGUGAGCGUAAUUGGAGCACCUUUAGCCUCAUCUAUACGAAAACAAGAAAUAGAUUAAAGUACAUGAGACUACAAAAACUUGUUUUCGUACAUUACAACAUGAGGUUAAAGUUAAGACGUACAAUGAGAAGAAGCCAACGAGAAAUUGAAGAGGGUUUCAAUCCUAUCAAUUUGAACUACAUUUUCGAAGAAGAUGAUCCUUUAAGUCAAUUGUUAGAGGAGAGAGAGACACCACUACUCGACGGUCAGGACAAUUCAAAUUGGUUAAAUGAAGAAGUUGGUCGUACUACAGAAGGAGGUGAUCAACCACCAAUAAACACGUAUGAUGAUUUUAAGUUCAAGCCCUGAACGUACACAAAGUGAUAACAAUCUUGGUUUGAGCCCACCAAGUUAUGAUGAUGGUAAUAGUGGUGUUGGAGCUGGGGUUGGGGGGGUGGUAGUGGUGGUGGUGGAGGCGGCAGUGUAGAAUAUAAUUAUGGAUAUGACACAGGAACAUCUUUUGUAAAGGAUAUACAUCCUUCUGAUCCUUAUAGACUACAUGAGAUACCUAAAAAUGAUGACUUAGGUAUUCUUCUAGGGAACCAAUCUUCAUAACCCAGGAGAAGGAGUGCUCGUGGUGACCCUAGUGAUUCUACUGAAGAUUCAUAUGACGUGGUUCAUAGUUUGACGACUUUGGUUUAGAUGGUUCAUCAUCACAAUCAUAUGGAUCUCAUCCAGCAUAUCCACAUUAUGCAUCUUGUGACUCACAUUUUUAUCCUAGUGAAUCAGGAAACUCAGGAUCUAGUGAGUCUUCUUCUACACACUACCCAGAGCCAGCCCCUACCCCAACUUAUGGACAUUAUUCAGAAGGAUUUUCACCACCAGUACAUUUUCAAGAGCAACAACGAAAUGAUGCAAAUUUGGGUUUAUUCAACUAUGUAUUUCCACAAGGAUGGGGAGAUAAUUUCUCAUCCCAAUCUCAAGAUACAGAUGCAAAUUAUGAAGACCCUCCACGUCAUUCUUUUUGGUGGUGACAUGUGUUAUGUUAUAAAUUUGUAAUAUUGUAUUCAUGUAUUUUAAACUAUUUAUUGAUAUUUGAUAUUAAUCACUUUUUAAAUUCAUAUAUGUGUAAU